AUGUCAUCACCAAUAGAUCAUUACUAUAAAUACUAUUCAUUAUCUGGCAUAUCUCCUAAGUUACUAAAGAAUGAAGAACAUUUCAAUCUCCAUAUCAGGCCUAAAAAAGUAAAAAGAUCAGAACAACCAAAAGUAGUUGUAUGGAAAGCUAAUGCUAUACAAGAUUCUGAUUUACAGCAAUAUCCAAUGGACCCAGAAGGCUAUAUAUAUAUUCUCAUAUAUAAAGAUGCUGUAACAGUUUUAGAAUCCUUCAAAAAGAUAUAUCAACAAGGUAUUGUAAAACCUCCUACUUUCAGAUUAAAUACUGAUAAUGGGACAGAGUUUAAAAAUUAUUUAGUACAAGAUUUUUUUAUAAAUGAUGUUGGCAUAUUAAUGAAGUUUGGAUUUCCUGGAAAACAUCAACAACAGUGUUUUGCUGAAAAAGCCAAUCAAGCUCUUAUGGAACCUCUUACAGAACGAAUGACUGCACAGGAAAUGAAAACAGGAAUAACUUCUGUAGAAUGGUCCAAAGAUUAUCCAAUUGUGCUAGAGGCCCUUAGAAAGAAAUGGAAACAUGAUCCUCUUCCUAUUCCAGAAGGACCUCCUAAAAUAUCAGAAAAAGACAAAUUAUUGCUGGAGGGUACUCAAGUUCAAGUUAUGCUAUUUGAGCCUAUGUCUGUUCUUGGUCAAAAACUGCAUGGCAAAUUCCAUACAGGAGACAUUAGAUGGGAUCCAAAAAUUCGAAUUAUUAAGAAACUUAUGCUUACUCCUGGGCAGCCCCCUACAUACCUUGUAGAUGGUCCUCAGGGCAAGUUAGGCAUAUCUUGUUGUGCUUAUAUUAGAAAACAACUCCAAGUGGUUCUGGAUAAUGAGAACCGUCAUCCAGAUUCAGUUAUUCGUGGCAAUCCAGAUAAUUUCAUUCCUGAAAAAAUACUUAGGCAAAGAACUUAUAAAGGUAAAAAACAAUAUCUUGUUAAAUGGCAACAUUAUCCUGAGAAUGAAUCAACUUGGGAACCAGCAAAUAGAUUUAAGAGGAUGCGCCUAAUCUUGUAA
Messenger RNA from Entrophospora sp. SA101, 1032 nucleotides. The record is from the annotation of a GenBank genome assembly. Lineage: Eukaryota; Fungi; Glomeromycota; Glomeromycetes; Entrophosporales; Entrophosporaceae.